AAAAUACCAUGCAAAAUAACAUCGAUCCUCGAGUAUCAAUUAGCGAAAAAAGGAAGAUGGCAAGUAAUUCAGCUGGAAACGACUUCUCAAUUACCCCUGGAAAAUCAUCAGCCGAGUCUCGUGAACUCCCCCAAACACAUGUCAACUAUUUCCCAGCUUCCAAGACAAAUCGUGCAGGCGAAAAGAGGGAAAGACACCUGGAAGACCAAAACGAUCGUAACGAAUCCAACAAAAAACGCUCUAAUCCACUCCCAAUAACAGAACGUUUGAAAGGACAAUCUGCCUCCCAAAAAAGCCUUCUUAAUGGAUCUCAAAAAAAUAAUACACCUUCUGACCAUCAAGUUGGAAAAGAUAAGAACAAUGACCGAAGACUUCCAACUUCUCGAAUAUCUAGUCCUCAAACACGAACAUCCUCAAACUCCAACACAUUAACAGCCAAAGAAAGAGAAGCCUUAAAAGUAGAUGCUAGAAUGUUUAUUCGGCAACUUCCAAUCGACCCAAGCAAGAGAGACUUAAUCGUCUUUUUUGAGAAGUACGGAAAAGUACUUGAUGUAUCACUCAAGGGAAACUAUGGCUUCGUUCAAUUUGAUUCUCCAGAAGCAUGUCGGUCCGCAGUCCGGGCUGAAAAUGGGCGCCACUUUAAAGGCAUUACUCUUGAGAAUUGCACAUCUCUUCAACCUUGCACUUCGAAACUUUCUGCCCUAUUUACCUCUCGCCCUCAAUCUACGAACAAUGAGCCAAUUUGUUCCACUCAUAUUCUUUGCUUGCUCUUGACAGGCCUAGAAGUCUGCCGCCACAAACCUUCUGGUAAAGACGCUGAAAAGGUAGUCCCUAAUCGCCACAACAACCAUCGCGGCGGAAGAUCGCCCUCCUCAGAGCGCCGUAAACGCUCUCCCAGCAAAUCUCCUCCCCCUAAAAGACGCGAAAACUUACAUUCUGGACAAAAUCGUGAUCACCAAGAUAACUCCUCACGAAACAAUUCUACUGGAAAGAGACGGGCCGAAAAAAAUACAACUGAAGAUACCUAUGAAGACGCAACUUCUUACUCCAAGAGUGAUACUUACAAUAGUAAGGUCAGACGCAUUGAAGAUUUGUAUCCUCCAGCAUCCCCUAAGUACGAUGUUCACUCCAACCCAUACAUCACUACCCAGUACCGACCCGAGACCUUUGGCUUUGGUGUACGCACCGUUGGCCAAUCUCGCUUUCCAGAAGAAUACAAACCAAGUGUAAGACGCGAGCUUACUAGCUCUGGCUUUGUCACUGUGCGCUCUGAACCGUUCCCAGAAAACUAUCCGCCUGUACAAAAUGGAAUGCCUUUCCAGGAUCGUUCUCAGAACGAGUACCGACUUCAACAUCUACAGCUAAACAAUUUUCCCCUUCGAAUGCCCCCCUUGCCUUCUCCAACCACCGAACGAAAUGAACUCAGACAAACACCUAACAACACCUCCCAAACUCAUUCUCCUCGUCGUGCCACCAGCCCUCUUGCUGGCAACCAAGCAACUCCUUAUCCCAAUGACUUUGAAAGUAAUACCCCUCUUGUGCAAGCAAUUGUUUGGGGUGACGUCAACCACAACUUUGUGGAGUAUAUUCAUAUUGCAUUCAAAGCUCAAGGAAUCCCUAUCCAAACCCGUUUCUUACAAUAUGGAGUUGUUUCCCGUGAUAUUGUUAUUAAGCAGAUGAUAAUGGAGGGUGCCCGAGCAGUUCUCAUCGUAGAACCUGAUCAAGAAAUCCAAGGCAAGGUAUACCUACAAGUUUUCGAGCAGAGCGGUAGUACAGACACCAACAGUGUCCGUUUUGAUGAAUAUGACAGCAUUACUGUCAAAGAUGCCAUUAUAAUUCUCCAUCGUGCCCUGCAAAACUCUCCCUCUCACUCUCCACUUCCUGUGGUACCUCAAGCAUACAAUCGUAGCAAACAGCCUGCUACUCUUCCUACUGCUGUUGAUAAGCUACCCGUUUCUUCACUGCAGCCAAACCACCUAGGUUUUGGUGGUAUUCCCCACCUUCCCCAGUUUGCCCAUCCUUCCGUUGUUAACAAUCCUGAGCCUAUCCCAGGCAUUGCUACUGGAAACGUAAACGCCCUGGCAGCCUUCCUUACCUUGAUGCAAAAUGCAGCUGCCCAGACACCAGCAGCAGCUGCACCCCCUUCGGCCACUGCCCCUGAUGCUCUUCAGCAGUUACUCGCUGCUUUUGGUGGAGCAAGUGCGCCCGCUUCUGCCCUCCCCUCUUCUUCUACGCAACCUUCCAUCUGGGCUUCUGCACUAGGCUUAUUGGCCCAACAACAACCCCAACUCAAUAACAUUAUGGGUGCUGCCAAUCUCUUUAAUGGCACAAACGCCCAACUCUUACAAAGCAUGAUGGCAGCUGCAUCAAAUCCCACCCAAAAUAUCCCCACCUCCUCCCAUUACGAAUCUAGCCAACAGAAUUACCCAAACCCCAAACAAUCCUCGCUUUCUAUGCCUCAUAAUGGCAAUGCCAUGCUUGAAAGAGACGAGAUGAUUAGUAGAUUGCAAAUGCUGUCUCAAUCAGUUCAACAAUCCCACCGUGCCCAAGAUAGUACUCCCAAAAAAGAAACUAAUAAUAAGCGUGUAUAA
Molecule: messenger RNA, 2591 nt
Organism: Phycomyces blakesleeanus NRRL 1555(-)
Lineage: Eukaryota; Fungi; Mucoromycota; Mucoromycetes; Mucorales; Phycomycetaceae
Exons: 3
Coding region: 9-2591 (860 amino acids)
Molecular function (GO): RNA binding
Source: RefSeq, a predicted model, not a curated record